CAGAACACAACGACAUGGUCACUGUGCUGUCCAAAACUGAAUCAGAAAGCUGGUUAAUUAUUCUGACAAAGAUUUCCUCCUGCCUGUGGAGAAUUUGAACCGAUCCUCCUAAAAGCUGGGAGGGAAAGGAGACAGCUAAAUUAUCAAGAACUCAAAUGGAAAGAAGGCACAAAGAGAAUGCCCCGGUACUCAGAAGGCAAGUACUGCUCCUGUCUUUGUUGUCUUUGUGUUGCUGGUCUGCUUCAGAGCAGAUUCAGUAUUCAGUGCCUGAAGAGAUGCCAAAGGGUUCUGUUGUGGGGAAUCUCAUCAAGGAUUUGGGUCUGAAUGCCAGAGAAUUGUCUAAGCAUAAUCUGCAUGCUGUCUCUGUGACCAAGAUGCAAUAUUUCAGCAUCAGUGCAGAGAAUGGAAACCUCUACGUAAAUGACAGAAUAGACAGGGAAGGGAUUUGUGACACAACUUCAGUUUGCCUUGUUAAUUUUGAGGCAGUGAUGGAAAACCCACUGAACAUUUUCCACAUAACUGUUACAAUUCAGGACAUUAAUGAUAAUGCACCACAGUUUCUCAAUGACAACAUACAUUUGGAGACAAGUGAGCUAACAUUACCAGGCACCAGAUUUCUCCUAGGGAAAGCUGAGGACCCUGACAUUGGGAUGAAUUCGCUGCAGAAUUAUGACCUCAGUCCCAAUCAGUACUUCAUGCUGGAAGUUAGAAAAAGAGAAGAUGGAAACAAAUAUGCAGAACUAGUGCUCAGUAAACCACUAGAUCGUGAACAGGAGCAAACCCUUCACUUCAUACUGACAGCCCUGGAUGGGGGUGAACCUAGGAGAACGGGGACUGCCCAUAUAUGGGUUAAUGUCACUGAUGCCAAUGACAACCCACCUAUCUUCACACAAGACAUCUACAAGGUUAGUUUACCAGAGAAGACACCUGUUGGGUCUCUUGUACUCCAGGUUGUAGCUUCCGAUAAUGAUGAAGGUUCUUAUGCCCAGAUAGGAUACCAUUUCAGCAAUCUACCAGCAAAUAGUCGCAAGCUAUUCAGCUUGGAUCCAAUCAAAGGCACUAUCUCUCUGCAGAGUACCUUAGACUUUGAGGAAACCAAAGAGUAUACCAUGACAGUGGCAGCAAAAGAUGGAGGGGGAUUGGUGACCCACUGCAACAUUGAAAUAAGGGUCCUUGAUGAGAAUGACAACUCCCCAGAAGUGACCCUGGUUUCCUUAUUCAGCCCAGUUCCUGAGGAUUCGUUUCCAGGAACCUUAAUUGCUCUGAUCAAUGUAAAUGACAGAGAUACAGGUGAUAACGGAAAGGUUACUUGCAGUUUACAAGAUCAUUUGCCCUUCAAAAUUCUGGCCUCUUCUAAUAAUUACUACAAGAUCCAAACUGACGGCCCCUUAGAUCGAGAAAAAUCCUCGGAAUAUAAUAUUACAAUCACAGCCACUGACAAAGGGAAUCCCCCUCUGUCAACACAUAAAACCAUCUCAUUGCUUAUUUCUGAUAUCAAUGACAAUUACCCUUCUUUUGAGAAAUCUUCCUAUACCGUAUAUGUACCAGAAAACAAUCCUUCAGGUGCUUCCAUAUUCACAGUCAAAGCCUUGGACCCAGACAUGGACCAAAAUGCACGUAUCACAUAUUCCAUCCUCCACAGCAACAUCAAGGAGCUCCCCAUCUCUUCGUAUAUCUCCAUUAACUCUGAGACUGGAGCUCUGUAUGCCCAGAGGUCCUUUGACUAUGAACAAUUCCGAGAGUUCCAGCUUCAAGUGAAGGCCCAAGAUGGUGGUUCUCCCCCUCUCAGCAGCAAUGUCUCCUGGUGA
Messenger RNA from Sphaerodactylus townsendi, 1808 nucleotides. RefSeq names its product protocadherin gamma-B1-like. The transcript is spliced from 2 exons. The record is from RefSeq and is a predicted model, not a curated record. Bases 156 to 1808 code for a protein of 550 amino acids. Gene Ontology annotation, biological process: homophilic cell-cell adhesion. Gene Ontology annotation, molecular function: calcium ion binding. Gene Ontology annotation, cellular component: plasma membrane. NCBI's taxonomy places the organism in Eukaryota, Metazoa, Chordata, Lepidosauria, Squamata, Sphaerodactylidae.